AUGAGCGCAAUCAGCAGCCGGCCUCUCGUAUCCACGCUUGGAGAAAGCAAACAAGAUACCAGCGAGUAUGGCUUUCCAGAUAUGAGCCUCCUAGACAUCACGGAAGGCGAAAACGAACGGAAGAUUCCGAUUGCCAAGUUCAUCGACGAUGUUGGCGCCUUUUGCAGCUCAUUUACACCCGUCCCAGCAUCGGCGGAGCUCCUCAUUGGUGCGUACACCGAACUACACGCCAAGUAUAAGUCCUUUGAAGUGUCGUUGACAAACAAACGAAAUUUCGAUGCGCUUCACAACAAUGCUGCCUCUCGAUGUAUUCUCACAACGCUAGAUGUUGGUUUUGAUCGCAUCUCGAAACCGACAUAG
Molecule: messenger RNA, 360 nt
Organism: Phaeodactylum tricornutum CCAP 1055/1
Lineage: Eukaryota; Bacillariophyta; Bacillariophyceae; Surirellales; Neidiaceae
Exons: 2
Coding region: 1-360 (119 amino acids)
Source: RefSeq, a predicted model, not a curated record